Messenger RNA from Rubroshorea leprosula, 1251 nucleotides. NCBI's taxonomy places the organism in Eukaryota, Viridiplantae, Streptophyta, Magnoliopsida, Malvales, Dipterocarpaceae. The record is from the annotation of a GenBank genome assembly.
GCGGAGAAAAUUCAUUUGGGGCUGCUCAAGGGAGCUAUGCCAGAAAGCUUGCUUUUGUAAUCCCAUGGAAGCUGAUACGAUCAAACGCUGCCACAAUCUCUUUGACUCCACGCUUUUCUUCUUUUUUGGAUUCUACUGCUGGGGGUGGGAAUUCUUGACUACUUUCUUGCUCUUUAAAUUUUGCCUUGUGAGAAUCCGAUCUUGUUGACGGGACCGGAUUUGGUGGUUGAUACUUGAUCGAUCGCCGGAGAGAAAUGGGGCUGAGGUCUGCUCCGGCACCGUUUGUGACGAAGACGUACCAGCUGGUGGAUGAUCUUAGCACGAAUGAUGUGAUAUCGUGGAGUGAAAACGGCACUUCCUUCAUUGUCUGGAAAUCCGCCGAUUUUGUUAAAGAUCUGUUGCCUAAUUAUUUCAAGCACAACAAUUUCUCCAGCUUCGUUCGGCAGCUCAACACUUAUGGGUUUCGGAAGGUUGUACCGCAUCGAUGGGAAUUCAUGAACGAGAAUUUCCGAAGAGGGAAGAAGGAGCUCCUCUCCAAGAUACGUCGUCGGAAAACGGCAAAGUUAUCUUCCUACAAUACGGACGGCAAGAGUACGGGUGCCGGAGCUCUCUCAUCUUCAAACUCCGGCGAGGACGGAGGAUCCACGUCCAACUUAUUGCCGGACUGGAAGAACCCAGGAUCGGUGGAGACAGCAUCCAUGAAUCAGUUCUCCGAUUUAUCAGACGAGAACGAGAAGCUCAAGAAGGACAACGAGAUCCUGAUCUCGGAACUAGCUAAGAUGAAAAGGCAGUGUGAGGUGCUGAUAGUGUUCUUGACUGAGUACGUAAAGGUUAGGCCUGAUCAGAUCAGUAACAUCAUGCGUGAAGGCAGCGGCAGGCCCAACCGUGAUGGCGGUUGUGAUCAUGAAGACGAUGGUAAUCAAAAAGACGACCAAGAAGGUAGAAGUCUGAAACUGUUUGGGGUUUGGCUGAAAGCGAGGGAGAAAAAAAGAUGGCGUCAGGAAAAUAUAGGAUUCGCCGGCGGUCCUCAGGCCAAGGAGAUGAAGACUGAGGAUUUUCAUCAUGCUCCGUUGGUGAAGAAUGGCAAGGUCUGCAACUAACCUGCAGCCAGUGCUUCAAACGGAAGUUAAUUUCGGAAAGUGGAACGUAAUGUAAGCUAGUCACCUGAGCCGACUCUCGAAUAUGUCUUUUUUUUUCUUUCUCCUGUGUUGCUAUGAAAUUAUGGUAAUGCAAAAAAAUAUUUUAUAAUUU